AUGAGCCGGAAAGUGAACACCCUGAUGGGAAGGACCCCCGUAGUCCGGACUCUCUUCCGAAGCAUCGGGACGCGUCCAAAAUUCUUCGGCGAUAUCAGCUCCAGUUACCACCCGGAGCAGCGCCGCACCAUGCCGUCGGUGUACUUCAGCAAGAUGGAACUGAUGCCUAUUGUCGAUACAGAGCUGCAUCCCAGCGAGUGGAAGACCAGUCGCGCCAAAACGGCCAACAAGAUUUGGAGGGGUUCGCGAAAGGAUCACUUCGAUGAGCUGUACAGGAAGGAGCAACGCUGCUUUUCGGACUCCUAUCGCUGGUCAGAGUUUCGUCGGAAGUUCAUUUACGGCAGUUACCUCUAG
Molecule: messenger RNA, 354 nt
Organism: Drosophila bipectinata
Lineage: Eukaryota; Metazoa; Arthropoda; Insecta; Diptera; Drosophilidae
Source: RefSeq, a predicted model, not a curated record